Girardinichthys multiradiatus is the source of this 5404-nucleotide messenger RNA. It is a transcript of the gene mctp1b, whose product is annotated as multiple C2 domains, transmembrane 1b. Gene Ontology annotation, molecular function: calcium ion binding. NCBI's taxonomy places the organism in Eukaryota, Metazoa, Chordata, Actinopteri, Cyprinodontiformes, Goodeidae. The transcript is spliced from 22 exons. Bases 180 to 2870 code for a protein of 896 amino acids. The record is from RefSeq and is a predicted model, not a curated record. Gene Ontology annotation, cellular component: synaptic vesicle membrane. Gene Ontology annotation, biological process: regulation of neurotransmitter secretion.
AGCUACUUGGGUGAGAAGAGUGGUUGUACUCUAGUGACAGAUCAGCUCUGCAGCUAACGAUGUCCAGCCUGCGCAUCCGUGUUUCAGAGGGUUUCUCUCGGUGUAGUGCGAUUUUUGUUUUUUUACAGGUUGUGUGAGUUGGCAGAGCAGCAGCGCCUGUCGGAGCUUUGAGCGGGAGGAUGGAGGGAAGCGAAGGGGAAGAGAACGAAAGCUCUUCGGUGUGGAAACAGUUUAAAGCCAAAGCUAAGCCGCUGCUCAGUCCCAAGCUGGGUGGCCGAGAGCCGGAGGAGCAGAGCAAGCGGAGCAUGUGGAUGUUCAAGAAGACGAAGCGGAAGGAGAACGUUGCUCUGGACCGCAUUAUUUCCUCCUCGCAGCCCGACCUGCUCUUCUCCUCCAAGGUGGACGUGAAGCCGCAGGAGGUUCCGCUCUGCGACAAAGCGACCGGGAGCGGCUCCCUUCUCGGUCGGGAGAAGCUGCACUCGUCCAUCAAGCGGACGUCCGUCGGUGCGAGCAAACCCACGGUGGCUCAGCUGGUUCAGUCCCACCACAAGAGCUCCUCGCUGGGGUCUGCAUGCUUGGAGAGGCUGACGGAGCCUCCAAGCGGCAGCCGCGGGGGCGACGCCGCCACAGCGGAGGCGGCAGCGGUGGAAACAGUGCUGGAGAGGAAGCAUGAGCAGGCGGGCAUGGGGGCUUCCUGUUCCUCAGGGACCCCUGCUGAAGCUUCCGCUCCCACCUCAGGGAUGUAUAAGCUGGAGAUCGAGCUGAAAAGAGGACACAACCUGGCCAUCCGAGACCGUGGAGGCUCCAGUGAUCCCUACGUCAAGUUCAAACUGGCUGGUAAAGAGGUGUUUAGAAGCAAGAUCAUCCACAAAAACCUGAACCCAGUGUGGGAUGAGAAGACAACACUUGUCGUGGACAGUCUUAGUGAACCUCUGUAUGUAAAGGUGUUUGACUAUGACUUUGGUCUUCAAGACGACUUCAUGGGUUCUGCUUUUCUUUACCUGGAGUCUCUAGAACAGCAGAGGACGAUACCUGUGACUCUGGUGCUGAAGGACCCUCUGCUCCCCAAUGAGGACCUGGGUUCUCUGGAGCUGGCAGUUACCCUGAUGCCUAAAAGCAGCCCCAUAGAGGAGCAGCGAGACACAGCACAUGGCGAGGUUAAGAAGUAUCGGUGGAAGCCUUAUGUGCAUAAAACUAUGCUGCUCAGGAGGUCCUGGAAACGAUCCCAAAAGCAGCAGCAGUCAAUGCGUCUCACUGAGGUGCAUCGGAAAUCCCAGCUGUGGCGAGGAAUCGUCAGCAUCACACUGAUCGAAGGUCGGAAUCUCACACCCAUGGACCCCAACGGCCUGAGUGACCCCUAUGCCAAGUUCAGGCUAGGACCACAGAAGUACAAGAGCAAGACAGUGCCAAAAACCCUGAGUCCUCAGUGGAAGGAACAGUUUGACCUGCAUCUGUAUGAAGAAACCGGAGGUGUUCUCGACAUCACAGUGUGGGACAAAGACACAGGGAGGAGAGACGACUUCAUUGGACGCUGCCAGUUGGACCUCUCCACCCUGACUAAAGAGAAGACCCAUCGCUUGGAGCUACCGCUGGAGGAGUGCCGGGGUGUCUUGGUGCUGUUGGUCACGCUGACUGCUUCAGCGGCGGUCUCCAUCGCCGACCUGUCGCUUACACCGCUGGAGGACCCUGAGGAGCGCAGAGAGAUCCUCAGACGAUAUGGUCUGAAGAAGUCAUUUUUCAACUUAAAGGAUGUGGGUAUUGUCCAGGUGAAGGUCCUAAGAGCAGAAGGACUCAUGGCUGCAGAUGUAACGGGUAAAAGUGACCCGUUCUGUGUGCUGGAGCUGAAUAAUGACAGGCUGCAGACUCAUACUAUAUACAAGAAUCUCAGUCCUGAGUGGAACAAAGUCUUCACCUUCAAUGUGAAAGAUGUUCAUUCAGUGCUUGAGGUGUCAGUGUUUGAUGAAGACAGAGACAGAAGUGCAGACUUCCUGGGAAAAGUAGCCAUUCCUCUUUUAAAUGUCCAUAACGGCAUCCAGAGAGCGUACCUGCUGAAGAACAAGGAACUCACCAGCCCCACCAAAGGACUCAUCUACCUGGAGAUUGAAGUCAUCUACAAUACUAUAAAGGCUGCUUUAAAGACUGUGGUCCCUGCAGAACAGAAAUACAUUGAGGAAGAACCAAAGGUUUCCAAGCAGUUGCUGCAGCAGAACUUCAACCGGGUGAAGAGGUGCAUCAUGGUCCUUUUCAGCUACGGUACUUACAUUAACAGCUGCUUUGAGUGGGAGUCAUCACAGAGGAGCAUCACUGCUUUGAUUCUGUUUGUGAUGGUGGUGUGGAACUUUGAGCUCUACAUGCUACCACUUGGCUUGGUUCUGCUGCUGGUUUGGAACUACUUCUACUCAUCAAGCAGAGAAGUGGCUGAAAUGUCUAUGGAGGCCAUGUUUGAAUGGGAGGAUGAAGAAGAGGACAAAGAAGAGAAGGACUCGGAGCACAAAGGCUUCAUGGAUAAACUGUACGCCAUCCAGGACGUGUUCAUCAGUGUACAGAGCGCUCUGGAUGAAGUAGCAUCUUUUGGAGAGAGGUUAAAGAACACCUUUAACUGGACAGUGCCUUUUCUAAGCUGGUUGGCGAUCACUGCCUUAUGUUUGGCCACACUUCUGCUCUACCUCAUACCACUACGAUACCUUGUGCUUGCAUGGGGUGUGAAUAAGUUCACCAAGAAGCUUCGUGAUCCAUACAUGAUCGACAACAACGAGCUUCUUGACUUCCUGUCCAGAGUCCCGUCUGAUGUUCAAAUGAUGCAGUACUGUGAGCUGAGAGUGGAUCCUGGACAAAGCCCCAACAAACGCAGGAGGACCAACCUGAGCUAGCUGUAAACUGUAAACAGUGUAAAUUCUGAUUUAUUUGGAGUGUCUCUUGUAUAUUUGAUCCUGAUAAAGAGCAUUUACUCUACUAAUUUUUAUUUUGUUGCUACCAGACUAAAUUAUUUUCUAAAUAUUUGAAGGAAAAAAGGACACUUGAUGUUUUUCAGUUUUUCAAUCAUUUGUUCCUCUCCGCACAAUUUAACCUCCUAUGUUACAAUAACAAAAACAAUGGAUGUACAUAUGUAGUCUGCAUGCAGUGCCGAUGUUGCAUGGAGCUGGAAUACACAUCUUUAAACAUUUCUGUGCCGUUUUGAACUGAACGUGUUGUCGCAGUGAGACUUUUCCUAAAACAGAGCUGCAUGCUGUUUCUGCUGCUGGUAUUCCAUGUGAUCCCAGGAUAUUCUUACCCUCAGUAAACAUUAUCACCUUCUUGGUAAUAUUCUGCAAGCACUGCAAGGUCCACUUUUAUACUAUAUUAUUGUUUUUUUGUUUUUUUUUGUAUUCUCGUCAGUUGGGCAAACAAAUGUAUUUGUAUGAAUUUAGCUUCAAAUAUGCAUCACUUAUUUUUUUCUCCACUGAAAUGAAUAGCUUGGAAUUUUCAAUGGGGGUUCUCAUGAGAGGUUAUAAGUAGUCAGUGUUUUACUUCCAGUAAGUAGCUUAAGCGUCUGAGUUUGGAAAAAGCAAGAUUAUAAAGGGGGGGGGGUCUUGCAGUGGCUGAUGAAUAAAACUAAAGCAGUUAUCUGUCAGCUCUGAUCUCAGAUAUCUCUCAGCAGUUUAUCUGAAUACUAUUUAUAAAACUUAAAGCAUUGUCUCAUUGACAGUAGAUGUUUAUUUACAUUAAAGGGAUUGUUCUGAUUUUUUUAAAUAGAGGUUCUGUCAAGUUAUUAUCAGUUAUAGUUCCCUUACUUGUAGUAAAAUGUUACAUCACACAUAGAUGGUAGAAAAGGCCAGAACACCUCAGGGUUUGAAAUGCUGACCCCUCACACCACCCACCCUGCCAUUUUAACUGGUUUCAGUCACCAACAGCAACUCAAACAUUUCAUGAUCAUUUCCAUUGAAUAAAAUGUUAUAUUAGUGAAAAUUUAGGGUGCAUUCACACUGCUGGGCCGGUCCAGGGAUCGGUAAAAGUGAGAAAACUCACACCUUCAGUUGGCCCGGUUUGCUUUCACACAAAUUUUAAAGACCGGACUGAGCAAAAUCAUGCAGUGGCAAUGGAUUGUUUUGGGGGUGGUGUGGAGCUUAUCGAGAAGAAAAUGGCAUGAAGAAGAAAGUCCAUCUCAUCGGGGUUUUUGUUGCCACUUUGGUGCUUAAUUGUAGUCAUAUGACUGCACCUCUGCACUACUCCACGUCGCCCCACGGGACAUUUUCAAACACCCUUUGUUUUUCCUCUACUUCUUCUACUCAAAUGCACUGCUCUUAUGUUACAUAUUCUCUUCCUGCUUUUGGUACACUUUCACACUGCAAGCAAACUGCUCCAGGGUCCAGAUAAACUUUGCCAAGACCUUUAGUUUUGACCGUGACUGGGUACAGUUUCCUAUGGUCUGUUUUAGGGUUCGGGUUUGGUUCACACCGCAUGAUCUGCUCAUAAACCGAACUCUGGCACAUUACAAAGUGUUCCAAAGGUUUUGUGUGGAAGGACUGUGAAUAAACUUUCAUAAGUCACUGUUCUUUGCUCAGGUAACAUCAUUUCACAUAAUUUCAGCGUUAGAAAACUGCAACAGACAUAAAAACAGAUAGACGUUCAUGCCUGCUAAUAUAGUGUUUUCUUCCAUGUUUUCAGAGUUGUUUUGAAUAACUAAAAUCAUUUUAUUCAUUCUAUAAACUCACUGCGACAUAACAUCUUUCUACUACAUGUAAGGGAUCUAUUACUGAUUUAAACUACACAGAAUUUCACUUCAACAAAUCUAUCCCUUUAAUUUCUAUGGUGAUUGUUAUGGUUAUUACACUAACCUUCCUUGAUGAAACAUGAGCUGCAAAUUGGAAAGUGGUAAGCACUUCCAAAGUGCCUGACUAAUAGAAAACUAAAGCAGUGUUUUAACAGAAAAUGAUUGGUUAGCUGAAAACAGUAGCUACAGACUGUCUGAGACUGUUUCAGGAUGGCAGAAGUCAUGUUUCAUCUUACCUCUGUUCUGAUUAGCUUUUGGCUUCAGUCUCUGUAGAAAACUGGUCCCUGCACAGGUAAGAUAUUAGCUGCUUUUAACCUCUUAGCACAACCUACCACCAAUAAUUGAAUCCCUUUGUUUAAGUUAGAUUUUACUUGUCCCAUCACAUGCAUGUUGGAUUUUCAUGACCAGGUACAGACACAUAUCACAUUUUUAGAUCACAAGAAAUAUGACAAUGUCACCUUCAACAUUCCAGCUAUUUCAACUCUAUAAACGGUCUAUGGGUUUUGCUAUGAAGUGAGAUGGAAAUAUUGAACAAUAUCCAAGACUUACUGUAAUAAGUGAACAUUUCAGUUUUAUUUCCUUUCAUCUUCAUUUUGACUGGUUGCAUCACCUUCCUCUGGAAUUUUAAAGCGAAAUACGAUAGAUAAAACUGUU